GUCUUGAGCCGACAGUCGCCGCCUGGAGGAAAGCAGAUUUUUGUCGCAUAAUGAACGGUUAGUGCAUCGCCUCGAUCCAAUUCAGGAGCGAUUCUGGGAAUCCGGCUCGGUUCCCCCAGUUUAGACACCCGUCUGGAAGGCCAUGUGCUGCCAUUAAAUCAAACGCUCAUUUAAUGGAUAUAACCGGGUGAUCUCGAAGACAUAAGGAUACCAAAACAUCCAGGUGUGAGUUCUGUUCUCCAGGUCUGGAGCAUUCUGUUGUUUCUGUAAGCGGUUCCGGUUUGGUCAGUAUGCAGGGCUGGGUGACUCUGGCUCUGUUGCUGAGCCUCGGGGUCGAAUGCUCCCUCGGACAGAAUGGUGUGGGUGAACUUCCUGUGCCUCGUGGCUUAACCCUAAAUCCUGAUUUACCUGCGCAGACACUUUCUUUGACAUGGCAGAGUGACUCAUCGCUUUUUGACCUUGAGAUUUUCCACACUGAGCUCAUGAAUGUGGUGCUGAAUGAGACUGUGGCAGUUAAAACAGAUCCUGUAACAGGACUGCAUAGUUGGACCUGGCACUCACCUUUACCCUUGGAGUGCACUUCUCAUUCUGCGCACAUCAGAGCACGAAACCAGCAGUCGGUCAGCCAGUGGAGCCCCCUUCAGACCAUUCCAGGGUCGGAUAUUCCUGAGAAGUCUGAGUCUAACAUGUUUCCUCAAGAUAAAGUGGUUCCUGUGGGCAGUAACAUGACCUUCUGCUGCAUUGUUAAGGAGAAGGAAGAUUUCAAAGAAAUUAUGUAUGGGCGUCAGGAGAUGAGCGCCACACGACUGAGCAGAAGAACGUAUGCCAUCACAGCAACCAACCAGCCAGUGUCAGGCAACACGGGCACCAACGUGAUCUGCUGUUCCCAAAGGUUGACCCUCACAGGAGCUGUGGUGUUUGUAGGCUAUCCGCCGGGCGAUGAGGGCUUGGUCUGCGAGACGCGGGACCUGGCAUCCGCAGAAUGUUCUUGGAAGAAAGGACGAGACACUGGCUUGAGAAUGAGGCGCAGCCGCACUAAAUACACCCUUAAUGGAAGGGACUGUUUAGAGGCUAAUGAAAGGAAGAGGUGGUGGUGUAGCUCGAAGGCCUGGGAGCAGAGCUGGACUCUGGUGGCUCGAAAUCCUCUUGGAACAGUCCAGCUCACGGACUCGGCCCAACUCACUGACCGCGUACAUCUGUUGGCUCCAGUGAAUGUGACAGCGGUUGAAGUCAAGGCGUGGAGCGCCACACUGCAGUGGAGCUGGUCUGUGGCGGCGUAUAAAAAGCUGGAGAUGGUCUGCCAGCUGCAGCUCUUCGCCCAUGAACUUAACAGCACACGUAACUACAGUGGUCCAGGUUUAUCUUCUGUGGUGCUGGAGAGUUUGUGGCCAGAUGUGGACUACACUGUGACUUUGUACUGCGGCUCUAAGCAUGGUUUCUGGAAGUGGGGGGAUAAGAGCGCCCCCUACAGGAUCCACACUAAAAUGGACCGUCCUGAUGCUCUUGAUGUCUGGAUGUGGAUGGACAGCAGUAACACAGGACGUGUUUUUUGGAAACCUCUGUCUGUGAGAAAAAGUCACGGUGCAUUAGUCGGAUACGAGGUUUCUCAGAGCUCAGCGGAGGAAGAUGGGUGGACACCGGUUUCUCUUCCUCCUGGGAACUUCAGUUAUCCCAUCAUCCUUAACAACGGCAGUGACAUCACCGUUGCCGUGGCAGCGCGAAACCCAGCUGGUCUCUCUCAGCCUUCCACUGUGACCACACCAGCAUACAGAGCAGAUUCCCAGCUGUCUAUGUCUGAGCUGCUCAGCACAAAUGGAUCAUUUGUCCUCUCCUGGCAGCCUAAUGCCAAUGCGAGCAGCGGGUACGCUGUGGAGUGGGUCCCGACCGGAUGCAGUGGACUCUGCCCCGUUGACUGGAAGAAAGUCCCAGAAUCAGACAGCAGCUUCACAUUGAACUCAGACUCUCUGGUGGCAGGAGUGAGGUAUACAGUAUCUGUGUACGCUCUCUCAACUGGUGCGCCUACGCUGCUGCAGAGAUGGCAGGGAUACUCACAGGAAAUGACUCCUUCACAGUCGGUUAGAGAGCUGUUACCCAAUCAGAGUGGCUCUGAUGUGCUGCUGUCUUGGAAAGCCACUGCGAUGGAAAACCAGAGAGGCUUCAUACGCGGAUACACCAUCUACCUGGCAAAUGCUGCACAUCUGGAACUCAUUGCUAAUAUCUCUGAUCCCGAAGUGCAGUCGUACAGGGUGAAGGGCUUGUCUCUGAGCUCGUACAAGUUCGUAGUGAAGGCCUACACCUCAGCUGGGGAGGAUGCGGGGGCCACUGUGGCCAUUAAAAUGGAGAUGGACACUGCUGACAUGUUGUUUGUUGGCAUUCUUGUGCCGUUGGGAAUCAUGUUCUGCUGUCUCAUCCUCAUCAGCAUUUGCUGCUACAAGAAGAGAGAGUGGGUAAAGAAAGCUUUCUAUCCUGAAAUCCCUGGACCUAAAGUACCCGGAGACUGGUCCUCCCCACAGGGUCCUCUGGAUGUAAAGCCCUCUCCUCACAGUCUGGUCCACAUUGUGGAGAGUCCGGAGUGGGAUUUCACUAAGGAAGGCCUGUUCCCGGUCCCAGAGGAAGAGGAGGAGUCUGAGAAUGACAACAUCGAGGUCGACGCCGACUCGGAUGAACCGGCCCUGCUGAGAUACUACAACCAGGUGGUCGGUGACGGCUCACACGGUAACCAGGUCUCAGACUCCUCCGGUUCCUCAAACACCUCGGUGGACUCCACGCAGACUGAAAUCACCUAUGCAGGCAUCCAGAGCCCCACGUCCUCGCAGGGGGCAUGCGGUGGCGGAGGUUACAGGCCUCAAAUGCAGUCCGUCAUCGGUCCGGCCGAGCCCCAAAUCGAAUUCGAGGCCGACUUCCAAGACGACGGAUUGCAUGCAGGUUACAAACCCCAGUGUUCCUGGCAGCUGGAUUCUCCAGAGGCGGAAAACUUUAGCGGUUCGCUUGGCAGCCCUACGUCGGUCACAUCAUCCCAGUUCCUCAUCCCAGAAUCCUCUGAAGAGAAACCACAGCCUUCAAACACCUGGUUCCACAAUUUUCUCUCUGGAAAAUCCUGAGAACGCACUAGCUUUUAUUUUUCAUGUUCGUUUGUGCCGUUCACUUUUAGGAGGAUGUUUUCGGUUCGUUUUAGGGUUUGUGCCCUUACUGGAAAUUGCUCACAUUUACGUAAUCAACGUCACUACUGUUUCUCAAGGACUUGUGAUACUGACCAGACAGGUGAAGUACUACUGAAGAGCUGAAGGUGGUCGUAUCAUCUCGCGCUCGCUCGGAGCAGUAUGACGUUUUCGUUUAGGAACGUCGCUUCUUUUCAUACGACGGUGUUCGUGCCUCUUUCUUGCAGUGUUAUUGGAGUGAUCGCAGUACAUUUUCAUUCUUGCAGCAUUAUAUUGUGUGCAACAUUUCACUGCUUUUUUUCGAUCCUAAUUUUACUAACCGUUUUGUAGCAGUCAGACGUAGGAGUUCCAAAAAGCAGCCUAAGGCUACGUUUACACGACAACGAUGUAGUCAAAAACGGAAAAGUUUUUCCCUUGCGUUUUUAAAAAGUUUCACGUAUAGCCUACACAACGUUUUCAAAACGAUUCGCGUUUACACAUAUCUGAGAAAACGGCCAAAAACGCUGUAUUACGUAUGUCAGACCAGUGGUUGGUGCUGUCACCUUGUUAGUAAACAGUACCUGUUGUUGCCAUGUGUAUAUGAUGCAUCUCUGUUGUUGGUUGUAAUAUUGGUGAAGUAAAUCCACACUUUGCUGAAGAAGCAUUAGCAAACUCUUGAGCAGAAACAACAGUACCAUGUAGUCUGCCAUGGCUGUGUAUGUUUGUUCGCGCUUGCAUUUAAAAUCGAUAUGUACUGCGCAUGACUACAUACCUAACACGAACUACGCACGCGCAUGACGUCAGCGUUUUCAAAGAUUCCCGUUUUGGGUUUUUACACUGAAACGACAACAGUGCCGUUUAUAAAAACUUGCACUUUGAAACCCGUUUUCAGUCCCCAAAAUGCCGCUGUCAUGUAAACAAACAGGCAAAACGCAUAAAAAGUUUCCCGUUUUUUGCCGAAAACUUUGUCGUGUAAACGGCCCCUAAGUUGAUUGACUAGUUUUCCACACAUUUCUCUGCCAGUAAAACAUGUCGAUAUGCAUUUCAAAAGAUCAAAACCAGUGCAUUUAAGGCUAGUUCUCAAAGCUGUGCCACUUUCAGGUGAUUUAAAAAAAAAAAUUGUAUGUGCUUCAAGCAACAACUUCUCGAUUCUCACUGUCUGUGUAAACAGACCCGUGCACGUUGAAUAAGCUGACAGAACAAAAGCAAAAUGGGAGAAACAUGCAUCUCUGAUUUUUCUUAAACCUUUUAUCCUGAUUAAGGAAAACGGCUGUUAAAGUGAUUUCAUGAUCUUACGUUAUCAGUCUGUGUAAGAUGCAUGUAAACACAAUUUAUUACUGUUAAUCAUGUGAUGCAGCUAGCUACUUGUGUGUAUUUUUGAUUUGUAGUUGACGAUCAGUCAGCAUAACUUGUAGAAAAUUACCUUCUCUGCUAGGGCUGCACGAUUUUGGGAAUAAAAUCAAAUCGUGUUUUUAUUUUUUUUUUUAUCUCCAGGUUUGCUGUGCUUGUUUGUCGGGCUGCACAAUUUGGCCAAAAAAUUUAAUUAUGUAGCAGUGAGACUAAUAAUAUUUGUUUAAUUUUACUAAAUAAAAAUAUAAAAGAAAAUAACAAAUAAUAUUAUUGUAAUAUUUCACUUUAAAAGAUAUUUAAAAAUGUAUAUAUAUUUUAUAGUACAGUUGUUGCAAUACUAAUAUUUGUCUAAAUUUCUUAAUUUUUAACAUUAAACUACAAGCAGCCUUUUCAGUUUGAGAAUUUCAAUUUCUUUUUUUUAUUAUUAUUAAUCGUGCAGCCCUAUUCUCUACAACAUAUUUACCAAAAUCUCUGCUCUUGGUCUAAUAAUCCAUGUUGAAGGAUGUAGGACUAAUUUUUUUAUAUAGUAUUUUCAUCUUUGCUUUCCUAAGGUCAGUGACAUUUAAUGAAUUUGGCAUUAUCCGUACAACAUGUGAAGCACCUUUUAGUUUUUUUGAAAGCAUUGUUUUAUUUCACACCUGAUGAAUAUGGCACUCUCACGUCAUAACACUCCCUGUAUGAACUCAACUAUGUAUCUAAUCAUAGGUGCAUCUGUCCAGGAUGAUAUGUCUUGUGUCCAAGAGAUUGUCAUGGUUUUAAAAUGACUACAGUGCCUCGGGAGAUUAUUAUAUAUUUUUUUUUUUUCUCAAAGAACAGCACCUUCUUUCAAAACAGUUUCCUAGGUUUAUGGGCCCACAUGGACCACAUGGUAAAUUACUGAUGUCAGAAGAACCUGCUAUUCCUUUAGAUUGGACUUUAUCAAUCUAGCAUAAAGAUAUAUAAGUGUGUAUGUAUCCAAUGUUACUGUGAAGGCCUUUUUUCUGAGCACUCUGCAUAUCACUAAUCCUCCAAAACCUUGUGCAGCAGUCAGAACAACAGAUACGUCUCAUCAGGACGACAUGACGCUUGUCACUACAGUGAGAAUGAUUGAUGAAAGUGGACAUGAAAUCAAAAGUGACCUUGUUUAUUUUCUUAAUGCAUGUUGUUGGUGCUAUGUUUUGUUUUUUGUUUUUAAUUUUAAUGAGAAACUAAACCGCUAGAUUGCUAGUUAUGAAACUCCCACUGUGCAUCAUCCAAUCUAGGUUUGAUGUAUGAAAUCAAGGCCUGCCCUGCAUUUGAUUUGUGUUCAGUAUCUCGUUUCACUCUGAAACAUCAUAGUGUGGAAGUAAACGGGUCACAAUGCAAUUUCAUGUCGACUUUGAAGAGCAUCAGAUAGCAGUCAUUAAACUCCUAAUGUGAUGUGUGAUUGAAAGGGCAUUAGAUGAACAUUAAGAAUGAGAUUGUGAAGAAAUAUGAGAGAGGUCAGCAUCUACUGUUGCUUAAGCUUUAAACACUACUGUGAAAGAUUUUAUUUUGUUGAAAUAAUUCGUUACUAAUAUGUCAUUUUUUCGGUUCUGUGUAGAGAUCUUUUAAAGAAGCCUACUAAUGUUUGUUUUUUUAUUUGCUUGUAUGAAUGUAUGAAUGUAUAAUGUACAAAUGUCAAUGAGUAUGCAAUAUUUUAGUUUUUUUAACUGUUGAAUAAUAUGCUUCGAAAGCCUUAGCUUUGGAUUUAGAUUUUAUAUUAGCCGAGAUGAGCGUGCAUGAGGGCAUUUCAUUUUUCUAAAUUAGAUUUGAGCCACUUCCGUAUGCAAUUAAGAUGAGAGGUCACACUACAUAUAUGAGGCGUUAAUGUAAAUAUCUUGUUGACACUGAUGUAAAUAAGCUUUUCUCUUAAGCAUGAAGAUCAUCAGAUGGGAAUAUUGCACCCCAGUUAAUAUUAAAAUAAUAUUAUUGCCUUUAUAUGCAUGACAGAUUCCACAUUCAGCGUUCAGAGAGAGGAAGAGAGGGGCUCUGAAUGAGGAAUAUGAAAUAAUUCCAUAUAGCACUAUAUGAGUGUGUAAACGUCUAGAAAAAAUCAAGAUGUAUGCAGGCAUCUGAGCUUCUAUUACUCUAUUGCUAAUACACUAACAGAAUAUCAACCAGUCUGUAUUAUUAGAGACAAUAAAUACUGAAAAAUAAA
Cyprinus carpio (common carp) is the source of this 6645-nucleotide messenger RNA. It is a transcript of the gene lifra, whose product is annotated as LIF receptor subunit alpha a. Gene Ontology annotation, molecular function: cytokine receptor activity; cytokine binding. Gene Ontology annotation, biological process: cytokine-mediated signaling pathway. The record is from RefSeq and is a predicted model, not a curated record. Gene Ontology annotation, cellular component: signaling receptor complex; membrane; external side of plasma membrane. NCBI's taxonomy places the organism in Eukaryota, Metazoa, Chordata, Actinopteri, Cypriniformes, Cyprinidae.